This is a messenger RNA of Hydractinia symbiolongicarpus, 2382 nucleotides long. RefSeq lists its product as uncharacterized. Lineage: Eukaryota; Metazoa; Cnidaria; Hydrozoa; Anthoathecata; Hydractiniidae. The record is from RefSeq and is a predicted model, not a curated record. Gene Ontology annotation, molecular function: zinc ion binding; nucleic acid binding. The coding region runs from base 1 to 2382 and encodes 793 amino acids. The transcript is spliced from 5 exons.
AUGAACGCCUGCUCGAAACCUAUGACAGAUGCUCCUGUGGACGGAGGUAAUCGAACUUGCCAAGCCAAGAGAAUCUCAUGUUUGAUUAUACAUUUCCACAAAUUUGUUUUCUAUCUGUAUGAUCCACAAAACAUUCGAUUACUGACUACACUUGAUACAAAUAAACGCUACUUUGGGGCUAUUUCGGACCGGCCAGCUAUAAACUGCGGAUCCGCCCCAAAAAUGAGCACCACAGAAAACGAUGUACCCGAUCAGUCGAAUGCGAAAAGGGAACGCAUACAAGCUAAAAGAACUUACACAAGACAAGCUAACAACUUACGAAAAUCUCUUGAAAAUAAUGCUAUUCUCGCCACUAUUAAAAAUACAUUUUCAGAUCUCAGACAAGCUUGGAUAGUGGUGCAGGAGAAGCACGAUCAAUUUAAAUCAGAGGCUGAGGAAGCACUAUUGAAAUUACUCUUAACGUAUCGCGAAAGAAUUGAAUACAAGUGCUCCAAUAUCAGAUCAUGUGAUGAAUUUCGGGGAAAUGUUAAUCUAAGCGACUCUCGAGAUCCCCGAAAUAGCCUUGAGAAUACAUUGAAGCAGCGCUGCUGGUUGCACCAAGUUAACGGGGACCAUCCUAUCUGGCGAUGCAGACUCUUUCAAAGCAAAUCUCCGGAAGAAAGAGUUGAUCUAACCAAAAAGUAUAACGCUUGUUUUGCAUGUCUUGAAGUAGGACAUGUGGCUAACAAUUGCAAGAGAGGAUUCAAAUGUCGCGAAGAGGAGUGUGGAUUGCCCCAUCACCAACUUCUACAUGAAGCGCACGCUUCUGGAGCUGUAUUUCAUGGCCGCUCAUUCGCUCAAAAAAGAGAGGUCAUUCUUCAAGUCCAGGAAGUAAGAUGUUAUGUCCUGUGGGAUGGAGGAAGCACUAUUUCACUAAUUACUUUUGACGCAGCCAGAAGACUAAAUUUGAGCGGAAGGAGUACAAGAGUGGAGAUAACAAAAGUCGGUGGAGAAGUUUCUCUUAUCGAAUCUAUGAAAUACAAUGUUACGCUCAUUGAUGAGAACAAUCGGUAUAUUCGAAUCAAUGUCUUAGGGAUUGACGUUAUUUCUAAUGACAUUGCUGGAUUGCACACGAAUGAAAAUCCUGAACUGACAGCAGACAUUCCACAUACCAGUAUUAACAGACCGCAAUUUGGAGGUCGUAUAGAUUGUCUCAUUGGAUACGACUACGCAGCUUUCCAUCCAGUGCCGAUAAAAUUUGCAGGACAUUUACUUGUACUUCAGAAUUUGGUUGCCUACUUAGGAAUUCAGUGUACACCUAGAUGUGGUUCUUGCAAAUGUGGAAACUGUCAUUCAGGGGGAAAGGAUAUGACACUGAAGGAAGAGAGAGAAUACAGGCUAAUUGAAGAUAACUUAAAAUAUGAUGAAACCGAGAAAAGGUGGGAGGCGGCUUAUCUAUGGAUAAAGGACCCCCAUGAACUUCCAAACAAUAGAUCGGUUGUGCUAGCAAGAUUACAGUCAACCGAAAAACGCUUACUAAAGAACUUAGAACAUGUUGAUACUUACAAUCGACAAAUUCAAGACAUGAUUAAAAGGGGAGCUUCCAGAAUAGUCAGUACGGAAGAAUUGAAUCAGUAUCGCGGACCAAUUCAUUACAUUUCCCACCAUGCCGUCCUUAAGCCGGAUUCUAAAAGUACACCGUGUAGAAUUGUAUUUAACAGCAGUGCCAACUUCCACGGCCAUGUCCUCAACGAAUAUUAUGCUAAAGGCCCAGAUAUGUUGAACACGUUGCUGGGGGUCUUGCUGAGAUUCAGGGAAAAUCGUGUAGCCCUUCUUGGUGAUAUAUCAAAAAUGUUUCACGCUAUAAAAAUACCAAUUCGUGAUCAGAUGACACACUUGUUCUUAUGGCGAGAUCUUCAGACAGAUAAAGAACCAAACACAUAUGCGAUGACAGCUGUAAAUUUUGGAGACAAACCUUCCGCGACUAUGGCUAUGGUCGCCCUACGAAAGACGGCAGAAAAGCAAAGGCAGAACUACCCCAUAGCGUGUAAAGCAAUUAUAGACAACAGUUACAUGGACGACAUCACAGACAACGCUGAUAACGCGGAGGAAGCAAUUCAGCGAACUCGGGAGAUCGAUAUCAUUCUUGCAACGGAUGGUUUUAAGAUUAAGGAAUGGACGAUAUCUGGGUUAGAGAAACCAGGUAGUGAUGGAACUCAUCCAAUUGGUGAAUUAGAUAAUGAGGAUACGGAGAAAGUGCUUGGAGUGAAAUGGCAAUUUAAAGUUGACCACUUACUCUUUGAUAUUAACAAGCAAAGUCAACGCCUCUACCGAUUCCAACAGACUUCAGAGCCAUCAAGAUUCACAAGAAGAGAGAUAUUAUCCGUUGUCAACGGUAUAUAG